Molecule: messenger RNA, 2295 nt
Organism: Paraphaeosphaeria sporulosa
Lineage: Eukaryota; Fungi; Ascomycota; Dothideomycetes; Pleosporales; Didymosphaeriaceae
Exons: 5
Coding region: 1-2295 (764 amino acids)
Source: RefSeq, a predicted model, not a curated record
AUGUAUCUUCCGACUAAGUCAGCACUGCUUCUCACAACAAAUCUGCUCAGUUGCUGCGAAGCGAUCACAACAGGACAAGUCUUGCCUGUCCAUCAUAAUCUACGAGAUCAUGGUUCUGGGCAUACAGUUGUGUCCAGCUUCCACUCAAGCAUGGUAAUCUCGUCUGCAUCAGCUCUGCCGCUGUCAUCUUCCACCCAUGUUUCUGCCGGCAUCAGUGGUAUACCCGGCAGGACAAAUCCAAGUCCCACCAGCAUCCAUAUCCAAACAUCGCCACCCACACUGCUCUCAACGAAGAGCCUCAAAUUGUUCAGGGACCACACCAGUCAGCUGGACGAGUGGCCUGAAGUUCAUCGUGCGGCGGGAGGUCUGCUGCAUCGUGAGCCGCAUCCGAAGAAACAAGACAAGCAUCGGCCUACGCCUACGCCUACGCAUAAGAACCAUGCCAGGACGAGUCAGUCAAUAAGCGUCGGCUGGUCAGGAGAUAUCCAUCGCGCUUCGAGAGGCCUAAGGCAUCGUGAGCCAGCCACAAGGAGGGUGCAAACGCAAACGCAAACGCAUACGCAUGAGCAUGAGCAUCCGCAUCGGCAUACGCAUACGCAUCUGCAUACGCACAAGCCUGCAUCUGAGACAAACAUCGAAAUUAGCGGACCACUGGAACUUGGCUCAGCAGCACAGGUCAAACGCCCGGCAAACUACCUCUUGACAUGGGACUGGCAUGAGCGUUGGAAGAAGCGUGGAGCUCAUCCACCGCCAUCCUCAUCCACUGUACCAAGUUCCAUCGCCUCACAAGCCUCUUCAUCGCUUUUACCAACGGAAGAGAGUGGAGCUGCUGCUCGCAUGCACAGACAUGCCUCACAUCUUGCCGAUAACUUGCCAAGCACUGUCAGUAACAUCACAAUUGCUGCGUCUACACCAACGUCUGCUAGUUCGCUUACUUCAGUGACUCUCAUACCAGUAGCCAAUCCUGGCUAUAUGCACAAGGUUGCGCCAGGCCUCGUGCGUCCUCGGGUUGAUGAGGCAACUCCUAAAACUACGAUGACAUCUCCUAAUGACGUCUUGUUCCAGCCCGAAGCUACACAUCGCACGGUCAGUGAACUGAAGCGUGUUCAUACAUAUACAGAUUCCACCACUCGACGAACACGAACGUCAUCCUCGUACAUGCCACACAAGUCAAAGAGAUAUGCCUACCGUAUUGCACCACAUUUGAAACAUGGUGGCAGCAAUGUCACGACAACAAAGUCUGUGGAUGAAGAAGGCGUCACAUUCGAAGCCGAGGCCACGCACCACAGAGCCACGGCUCUGUUCCCCCGCGACGAUGAUGAAAACCCUUCUAGCACGACUGGAAGUAUUCCAACAGCCAUUGUUGCAUCUAGCUCUGCUACUACAGCUCAAGACACUUUGGCCACGCAAGAUAUCUCCGCAGCUCAGGAGUCAAAUGAACGCAAUCGCCUGAGUGUGCAAGAACCGAAACGUAAACAUGACAAAGGACAACGCAAACGCGGCAAAAAGGGUCCGAAUACACCAGAACCUGACCAGCAAGAGCUCGAUUCAACAGAUGGUCAAUUUGUUAAGAAGGAAGGCCCCAGCGUUCAUCCAAAUAUCUCUGAACCAAAUGCAGCACUGCUGGAAGCAGAAGGUGUUCCUCACGAGGUACUUCUGAGUGAUGAGGAUCUGGAUCGAAUCCAAAAAGAAGAUCCGGGAAUACCUGCGGGUCCGAGCGUGCAUAGGGCUACACAACACCUGUGGGUUCGCGGCGAAUCGGUCCUCUCUGACUCAUACUUGGCACUGGUUGAAUCAAAACAUAGUCCUGGCAAAACUUCUGGCACCGAGGAGAAGCUGGAUGAUACGUUUUGGGAACCACCACCCAAUCCGAGUGAACACGCCGAUGUGCACCAUCUUGCGCCUUCGCUGAGUAUUCGGCCUCAUAUCAGUCCCGUGCCUCAUCCUUUGCCGUCGACGUUGGAAACGCGUAUCCGACAGCGCACAUCAUCGGCCUCAGGCACUUCAAAGGCCUCGGCACCACCCGAGACGAUUGAUAUACCAAACUCUGGGUCCAGCAUGACUCUCAGUGUCCAGGACGUAAAAACCACGAUCUCCUCGACUUCUUUCGGUUUUCCUACGUCUACGUCUAUAGCAACUCAGCAGCUGCCGCAAGCUCAUUGCCACGCGAAACAUGUCGCGUGCUUCCGCGGCGCGGAGAGUACGAGUACUACGGAAGGCGAUGAUGAAGCAGGGCCCCUGGUUCCCCGUGCGACUUUGACAGCGGGUUCUCAUAGACCGGCAAAGGGGUUGUAG